Molecule: messenger RNA, 4508 nt
Organism: Schizosaccharomyces octosporus yFS286
Lineage: Eukaryota; Fungi; Ascomycota; Schizosaccharomycetes; Schizosaccharomycetales; Schizosaccharomycetaceae
Product: NADH dehydrogenase
Exons: 1
Coding region: 2218-3918 (566 amino acids)
Molecular function (GO): NADH dehydrogenase activity
Source: RefSeq, a predicted model, not a curated record
CUAUUUCUAUUUCUAUUUCUAUUUCUAUUUUUCUCUUUCUUUUGUUGUCUUUUUUACUUUUGUUUAUAAAAGUGACGAGUUACUUUGGAGACGAGAUUGGGGAUCCCAAGUCGCGCAGGCAAGUCUUGUCUUGUCUGGGUAAGCCUUGCAUCAAGCAAAGGAUGCAAGUGUGACUAGAAGAAUGAGACUUUUAUUCAUUUAUGUAUGUACGAUUCUAUGAAUUCAUUCAAUAAUUCAAUAAUUUUAAAAGUUUAUAAUCUUAUAAAUCGAAUUGAGAAAGGAAAUUCAUACUACGGAAUAGAUUUCCAUAAAAGAAAGGUAUUCCAUAACGAACAAGACAUAUAUACAUAAGAAUAUACCUUACACGUACCUCUCUCUAUACAUACCUACAACUAACUACUAGUUACUUACUACACACAAACACCCCACAUGCUCAAAGAGCAAACCAACCCCCACAUAAACCAACCCACUGAGUCGUCAAUAGUCAGUCUCGUUUAUACGACAUCUUCCUUUCUUCUUCUAGUGAACGUACCACCCCCACUCUGUCCCAAUCUCAAUCCCCCACCUACUUGUUCUCCAUGGCCACACCAGUCGCACUCUCAACUUGAUCAUGGCCGCACAUGCCUACAAGCUGCUCGUACGAGAUGCCAAGCAACUGAUUCGCUUAGAUGGAAUAACAUUCUUUAACGUUUCAUGAUGACGUGAUUUUUUUUAUCAGCGAACUGCUUAUGCUUAAGCUUAAAUGGAUGUAGGCAACGUCAUAUCGUUCGCUCUACGCAACAAAGGACGAAUCGGCCGUUCUCUGGACCGAGCAAGCACUCUCGGAAAAAAUGUUUCAAGACGCGAUAGAAGCUAAAUCCAGAACACCCACAAACCCAAUCCCAGCAAUUUGACGAAAAAUGCAAAACCGGACACAAAGAGCUAAAGGAAAAGUGAACCCGUUAAAGAAACAAAAAAAACCAAAACCAAACCAAACUAAAAAGACAAUUUAAAAACAAUUCUAUUCUUUGCAACUAUCCAAUGCUACCCCUAAAUUUCAAAUCCUUUUUUUUUUUGUUUUUUAUCCAUAAAUCAUCCGAUCUGGAUUUGUUUACAUAAACAUUGUCGCUGUCUGAAAUGCGCAGUUUGUCCCUCUCGUAAUCCUUUCGCUUAUUGGUCGUCUCCUCAUUUUGAUACCCCAACAAAAACGCUUCAAAAGGCGACUACGGCGAACCACCGGAAAUACAAAAUCUUACUUUUUUAGCAGUCAUCCUGUUCUUCUUUUCCAGUGGUCUAGAGUUACAAGGGUAUCAUCUCUCUCUCUCUCUCUCUUUAGUCGGCCUAGUAGUUUUUUCCCUUCUUUUUUUUCGCUCUGCGGUAUUGGAAGUUUUCUGCUCUUUGAAUUCCUUUCCUCUUCCAAACACUUUUCUACAUAUAUAUCACAGACGCAGACACAGACAGACACAGAGAAGAGACUGUGUUCACUGUUCUUCUGCUACUGUUAUUAUUCUUAUUAUAAUUAUUAUUUCAUUUUUCUUAUUACAUAUCUUUACGAAUAUUCACAUUCUUUCUUUUGAAUCCUUCUUUCCCUUUUUCUGUUUGUUUGCUUGUUUGCUUGUUUGCAAGACGAAAAUAAAGACACAAACAAGUCACUUGUAGAGAUCAAAAAAAAAAAGAAUCAUUUUUAUUUUUAUCUUUUUUUUUUUGGGCUCUAGAAAUCAUAUUUGAGAAACUGUUCCUAUAGUUGUUUCUUUUUUUUUUUUUUUAAAAAAAAAUUGGUUUCUUUUUCUUUAUUCUUGUUCCUCUUUUCUUUUUACUAUUACUACUAUUGUUAGUAGUAUUAUCAGAUUUGAUUUCAAGAGUGUGAUUUCACUCUUUCCUGUUCUCUCUUUCCCCCCCCCCUUCCUUUAUUCUAAUUUAAUUUUAGUUUAAUACCGUUCUGGUAAAAAAGGAAAUUCGGUUUGGUUUUUUCUUUUCUAUUUUUGUUUUCAAUUUCGGUUUUGUUUUUGUGUGUUUUUCUUUUUCUUUUUUUUUUUUUAUAUUUUUCUUUUUUAGUUUUGGAAAAGAAAUCUCUUGUUUUUUAUUAAAAAAGGUCCUUUUAUAUAUAUCUACUUAUAUAUAUAAAAUUAAUCUUGAACAACAAAACGAAAAGAAUCGUUGUUUACUCCCCCCCCCCUUCUCUAUUUCUAACUCUCUCUCUUUUUUCUACGAUUGAAAUAAGGUCUCUCACUAGUCACAAUGACUUUUGCGAAAUUAUUCUCCCAAUCUUUAAAUAGACGUGUCGCUGGAUUCCGUUCCCCCUUCGUCAAUUCCUCCUCCCCAUCGGCUUUGGCUCCCAAGACACGCUUCUUCAACACUUCUCGUCCUAGAGCAAAUGCUUCUUCCUCUUCCCCCUCCUCCUCUUCGAAGCCUUCUCCUUCCUCAGGCAAAAGUGUGUGGAAGAUUACAAAGCGUGUUGGUUUAGGUUUCAUUGCCGCUAGCGUCCUUUACUAUGGUCUUUCCGUCUACAGAUUCCGCCAUCCUGAUGAAAAACAACCUCUUCCUGACCCUACAAAGAAAACUCUUGUCAUUUUAGGUGCCGGUUGGGGUGCCACCUCUAUCCUCCGAACUAUCGAUAGCUCUCUCUACAAUGUUGUCGUCGUCUCUCCUAGAAACUAUUUCCUCUUCACCUCUCUUUUGCCUUCUACUGCCACCGGUUCCGUUCAUAGCCGUAGCAUCGUUCAACCCAUUCGCUAUCUCCUUCGCCACAAGUCUCACUUUGUCAAAUUUUAUGAGGCAGAGUGCACCGACGUCGAUAAGGAUGGCAAGACUGUCGAAAUCCGCAGACAAACUUCUGAUGGUCAGGAAUUGGUCGAGAAGAUUAACUACGACUACUUGGUUUGCUCCGUCGGUGCCGAAACUCAAACCUUCGGCAUCCCCGGUAUCGAAGAGCAUGGUUGCUUUUUGAAAGAAAUGUGGGAUUCCCAAAAAAUCCGUACACGUAUCAUGAAGUGUCUCGAACAGGCUCAGUUUAAAGACCUUGAUCCUGAAACUCGUCGCCGCUACGUUCACUUCGUCGUCGUCGGUGGUGGUCCCACCGGUAUGGAAUUCGCUGGUGAAAUGGCCGAUUUCAUCAAGGAUGACCUUAAAUCUUGGUUCCCUGAACUUGCCAACGACUUCUCUGUAACCCUUAUCGAAGCUUUGCCUUCCGUUCUUCCCAUGUUCAGCAGCAAAUUGCGUGAAUAUACCAAGUCUCUUUUCGCUAGAACCAACAUCAACAUCAGAACAAACACUGCCCUCAAGGAAGUCACCGCUGAUAGCAUCAUCGUCGAAGUUAAGGAUCCAGAAGGCAAUAAGGUUGAAGAGUCUAUUCCUUUCGGACUCUUGGUUUGGGCCGGUGGUAACCGACCUAGACCUCUCAUAAACAAAAUCAUCCAUUCUUUGGAAGAGCAAACCAACCGUCGUGGUUUGAUUGUUGAUGAUUAUAUGCAAGUCAAGGGUAUGCAAGACGUCUUUGCCCUUGGCGACUGCACCUCUACUGCCUAUGCCCCUACUGCUCAAGUUGCAUCUCAACAAGGUGCUUUCCUUGGUCAAUUGUUCAACAAACUUGGUUCUCUUGACUUUGAAAAGCCUCGUGUCGACAGAUAUAUCGCUGUUGGUGAAGAAUUAGACUCCGCUGCUCUCAUUUCUCUUGCUAAUGAGAAGCAUGCUUCUACUAAGGUUUUCCGUCCCUUUAAGUACUCUCACCAAGGCUCUCUUGCCUAUAUUGGCCAUGAAAAGGCAAUCGCUGAUUUGAAUGUCCCUUUCCUUGACAAGCAAAUUCAUGCCAGUGGUUACCUUGCCUUCUUUUUCUGGCGCUCCGCCUAUCUUUCCGAAUUGUAUUCCCUUCGUAACCGUACCAACGUUAUGUUGGAUUGGAUCCGUACUUCCCUCUUUGGCCGUGAUAUUUCUUCCAUUUAAAUAACCCCCACUUUCAAGAUAUGUAGAUCUAUUAAAAUGCUAUUUUUAAUCAUCCUUACAUAGGAACGUAUAUUUGAUUUUAAAUACGCAAGCAACAGUCUGGUUCAAGUCUCGUUUUAUUAUUUACAUACAAGUUUCUUUUUUGUUUGUAUAUUUUUAUAGCUAUUAACUUUUCAAUAUAUUGGAUUAAGCAUACAGAUUUUCGAAAUCACGACUUAAGGAUUGCCAUAUAUUUAAUCCUUCCUCCUCGUACCUGAUGCGCUGCUUGCAAUAAUCAAUGUAAGGAUUUCCAAGGAUUGACAGGUAAUUUUGCAGAUACUCUAUUUCUUCAUUUAAAUACUGGUCAAUUUGGAAUCUUUGCCAAAGAGUAUCAGCAUACAACUGUUUCUUCUAAAAAUCAUGUUAAUUUCACUUCCACCUAGGGAUUUAUUUUCUUCUUUUUCCUUUAUACCUUGAGCAAGUUAGUUUCAAUUCGGUUUUCGGUGUUGAGAAUAGUAGAAUUUCUUCCGUUCGUUGAAUCUUGUAUCGUAGCUUCUCUUAAUAAAUUCUCGUCAUUAGAUAUUAAAUAUUUAAUUUUUGUUAAAUCAGUA